Molecule: messenger RNA, 1276 nt
Organism: Amaranthus tricolor (Joseph's coat)
Lineage: Eukaryota; Viridiplantae; Streptophyta; Magnoliopsida; Caryophyllales; Amaranthaceae
Product: probable pectinesterase 29
Exons: 5
Coding region: 58-1110 (350 amino acids)
Biological process (GO): cell wall modification
Molecular function (GO): pectinesterase activity
Source: RefSeq, a predicted model, not a curated record
UAAUCACAUGAUUUGUGUAAAUCAUGAACAUUUUGCUACAUUCAUCAGUGUUUAAUAAUGUCAAUUUCAUGGUUGAUCGUUUACCUUACUAUACUUCAUCAUUUAAAUUACAUGUUAUUAACAUUAUUUGCUGCUCAUGAAGAAGUGAUAUCUCAAGUAAUGAUUGUGGAUCAAUCUGGAAAUGGACACUUCCGUCAACUAAAACAUGCUAUUGAUUCACUUCCCAUUUCCAAUACAAGGUGGAUAGAAAUUCAACUCAGGCCUGGUGUUUACCGUGAAAAAGUAAUAAUCCCAAGAAAUAAACCGUUUAUAAGUCUAGUCGGGGAAAACAGACACAAUACUGUGAUAGAAUGGUGGGAUGGAGGAGGAAGAGCGACACUUAAUUAUGCAACGUUUUCAGUGUUGUCUGACAAUAUUGUUGUCAGGAAUAUUACUUUCAAGAAUACAUAUCGACCAUCUAUAAUAUCCCAAGCUCCAGCCGCUCUAAUAAUUGGAGAUAAAGUAGCCUUUUAUGAAUGUGGAUUUAUUGGUGUGCAAGACACCUUGACAGAUUUUAUAGGACGUCAUUUGUUCGAAGGGUGUUACAUUGAAGGUUAUGUUGAUUUCAUAUGGGGCUAUGGCCAGUCCAUAUAUCAUGGUUGCAUAAUAAACGUAACAAGUGGACCAUAUGAUGAUAGAAUAUAUGGGGCUGGUUAUAUAACAGCACAAGGUCGGAUAAGCAAAGAAGAUAGUAAUGGAUUUGUGUUCAAAUAUUGUAUGGUGGUUGGCACAUCUUACGCAUUUCUUGGAAGACCAUACCAAAGUUACUCCAGAGUUGUCUUCUACAAAAGUUACCUUUCAGAUAUCGUUGUUCCUCAAGGAUGGAACCCCAGUUUUACUCUUGGCCAUGAAGAUUCAGUAGCACAUGAAGAAGUAGAGUGCAUUGGACCAGGUUCAGACACGUCUAAGAGGGUAAAAUGGGGAAGAAGUUUAAGAUCGGAUGAACUUAACUAUCUUUUAAAAACUAACAAUUUUAUUAAUCAGGAUAAUUGGAUUGAGAAUCAACCUCUUCCUACUAAAAUAAUGGCUUCUAAGUUCUUCAGUUGGACCACCAACAUGAAGGAACCAUAAUUUGCUCACCCUAAAUUAAAGGGAUUAAUCCAUUGCUUCUUAUACUUCUAAAGUUCCUAAUUGUGUAAAAUUAUUUGUGUGUUUAUGGACAUUGUAUUUGUUAAUUAUUAUUGAUUCUUCGUAAUACAAAUGUGAAACUCCAAGUUGAUCUCUUAUCAUAUUUAAU